UGGAAUAUUAAACGUACAUCAUCAUUCUGACUCGGAGGAGGAGCUAGAGCCCAGGACUCUACUGCAGGGGUCAGGAGGCAGCAGAACAAGAGCGCUGCUUCAUACGGUCUCCUGCCUCCUGCCUCCUGCCCUUCCAGGUGCUGUGGUCGACGCCUGGUCGACGCCAACUUGGACCCCAUGGCGGAGGUGCUCCUGCAGAGGUGGCACGGCGCUGCAUUGCCCUGUCAGAGGAGUUUGAGUGGGGUCCAAAGUACCUCCACUAGAGGUCAAUUACAAGUGCUGCAUCCUGGGCGCAGCCCAGUCUGCUGUUCAGGGGCACGGCAGCGCAGACGGGGCCGCGAGAGUUUUGUGGGUCAGAAUCGCAUCUCACAGAGUAUAGGCGGACACUGCGAGUGGAAGUCAACCUCCUCGCACAGGGGUCGGAGGAAAGAUGGUGUGUUUGCAAGGGUGAUUGGUCCCAGCACGGGAGUGGCUGCUGCAGCAGAGGAAGAGGCGGCACGGGGGGCUGCGGAAGAGGGGGAGGAGGAGUUUGAGGAUGAGGGCGAGGACUUGAGUGACAUUACGGAGUGGCAACUAGAUUUUUGCUCUCGGCCAAUUGUAGAUGAGAGGGGGAAGAAGGUCUGGGAGCUGCUAAUUUGUGACGGCGCCCGCAGGUUUGAGUAUGCCCAGUACUUUCCUAAUAAUGUUAUUAACAGCGGAAGCUUGCGACAAGCCCUGCAAGACAUCCUGGACAAAUUUGACAUUCCGAAGCCUCGGACAAUAAAGUACUUUCGAUCCCAGAUGCAGACAAUCAUUUCUAGGGCAUGCGAUGAGUUGAACAUCAAAGCGGUCCCAAGCAAGCGGGUGAACACUUUGAUGAAGUGGCUGGACGAGCGUGUUGAGACUGUGUACUCUAAGGAGCCAGGAUACCAGGACUCAGCCACACCGCUGUUCAUGUUGGAUCCUCCGCAGCCGGAGCCACUGCCAGAGGACCUGGUGGGGGAGAGAUGGGCGUUCGUGGAGUUGCCAGUUGCAGGUCUCCUUGAGGAAGCCGCGGCGGUGCGGUCGCGUCGGGUAUUUGGGGAUGUCUUGUCCUUGGAGGACAACGGGGUGGACCUGCCGGAUGAUGCGUUGGUGCCGGGACUGGUGGUCUUCACCAGGAGAGCACCCGCGGUGGCCGCGCGCAUGGCCUCUUUAGAGUUGGCUUGCUUAGAGGUGGACCAGCAAAGAGGCUGUGUUAUUCUAAACGUUGGAGUCGCACAAAGGUGGAGGUAUGCGACGUAUAAGCGGUCAAAGCAGACUGAUCAGGAAGCUGUUGCGUGGGAGGAGGCCAAGAAGGCGGCCCAAGGCCUGCAUUUCUUGGCGCUUCAAAAGGGCCAAGACGUGGAUAAAGUCGAGGGGCUUUGGAUGCUAAAAGACGUACAAUUACCUAGUGUAUAGUACAGUGGACUUGGACUCAGUUGAACCAAUCGUCUGUAGAUAGCACGAAUCUAGAUUUGAGGUGCAUGUUCUGGGUUGCCGUGGUUUUGCUAGUCAUCAUCAG
Klebsormidium nitens is the source of this 1522-nucleotide messenger RNA. NCBI's taxonomy places the organism in Eukaryota, Viridiplantae, Streptophyta, Klebsormidiophyceae, Klebsormidiales, Klebsormidiaceae. The record is from the annotation of a GenBank genome assembly.